Messenger RNA from Patella vulgata (common limpet), 1831 nucleotides. RefSeq names its product alpha-ketoglutarate-dependent sulfate ester dioxygenase. Gene Ontology annotation, molecular function: oxidoreductase activity. Bases 173 to 985 code for a protein of 270 amino acids. The transcript has 5 exons. Lineage: Eukaryota; Metazoa; Mollusca; Gastropoda; Patellidae. The record is from RefSeq and is a predicted model, not a curated record.
GAAGGUGACAGUCUGGUUCACACAGUUUAGAGAUUUUGUACCCAACCGUUUUAAUUUCAACAAUAACAAAUUUCCCAAAUUUCUAACCCAUCGAUAUUCACAGAAUACCGCUAAAAGUUUUAUUUGUUUGACCUACUCUGAAGAGGUUUUACAGACCAAAUUGGAAAUAAAAAUGGAGUAUCGAUCUAUUGGCCAACUUGGAGUUGAAGUACGUGGAAUUGAUCUCAAGAAAACAGUACCAGGCAAUAUUCUUGAGAAGAUUAAAAAGGAUAUACAUGAACACAAACUCCUGAUAUUUAAAGACCAAGGUGAAAUCCCCGCUGAACGCAUUCUGGAAAUCAGUCGAUGGUUCGGAGAACUGGAUUCCAAACAUAAGAAGCAUAAAAGAUCACCCCAUCCUGAUAUUCUUCGUGUUUCUAAUGAUAGCACGGAAGGAUGUGUGGGCAUUGGUCGAACCGGAUGGCAUAUUGAUGGUAGUUUUAUAGAAAAGCCAUUCAGGUUCUGUAUAUUCAAUAUGGUAUCCGUACCAAGAGAAGGCAGUACAGCCUUUAUUUCUCUGAAUGAUUUGAUAAAUCAACUAACACCCGAAAAGAGAGAACAGUGGAAUUCACUUCAUGGAAUAUUCAGACAAGAUGGUUAUGAAAAUAUUCAUCCAUUGAUCUAUCCACACCCUGUUACCUGUCAACCGACGAUGUGCUUCAAUUUAGGAAAUAUGGAAGAAUUUAUGUUUGAUUUUGGCGGGAAAGAUGAAAGGUUCCUUAAAAAUGAUGAAACUGAAGAUGCAUUGAAAGAUAUUGACAAAGAAAUAAAGCAAAGCAACGGUCUUAUUUAUAAGCACAAGUGGGAGGAAGGUGACCUGAUUAUCUGUGACAAUCUAGCUGUGGGACACGAGGCCACUCCGGAAACCCAGUAUCCAGUAUCACAAAUUGGGCUCCGUAUUUUACACAGAACGACGAUCAAGGGUGUCAAUACCCCUUCGAAAUAAAUUUAACAAACUAACGACGAUCAAGAGUGUCAAUACCCCUUUAAAAUAAAUUCAACCAACUCUUCAAAGCUUGUUUAUCUUGUCUAGCCACGAGCUCCAACCUUUUAUCUUGCUUUGUAUAUCAUAACCCCAUUGUGACACAGGCCUUUGAUAUUGUUGUUGCUAUGAAUGGUUUCAACCUUGCUAUUGUAAUUUUGACUAUAUGUUGCUUCAAAUUUUGUGAUAUUGUAUAAGCUUGAAAACGUUGAGAGAAUACUCUUCCAAACGUCGCCUAAAUAAAUCAGUAGCUGUUUUCCAUAAGUGUGUUUAUAGUUUAUUGAGCUCCAACUUGUUUACUAUGUAAGUGUAGAAUUACAUAGUCGAAGUUUUAUGCUUGGGUAACCUUAAGUGGAUUACCUAUUGUAAUUAUUAUUAAUAUUAGUGUUUGAAAGCCAGGUUUAUUUUAUAGCAUUUCCACAACUAAAUUUGUAUGUUUUCUGAUCUCUUGGUUUUGUAAUCAUUGUUAUUUUUAGUGCUUGAAAGUCGCGGUUUUUUUUAAUAGCAUUCGCAAAAAUAGAUUUGCAUGUUUCUGAUCGUUUAUGAGUUUUAUAACCUAAUUGUCGAGUUGUAACCUAAUUGUCAUGUUGUAACGUAGUUGUCGUGUUGUAACGUAAUUGUCGUGCUGUAACGCAAUUGUCGUAUUGUAACGUAAUUAUUGUGUUGUAACAUAAUUAUCGUCUUGUAACCUAAUAACUUAAUUGUCGUGUUGUAACGUAAUUGUUGUGUUGUAACCUAAUUGUGUUGUAACGUAAUUGUUGUGUUGUAACUUAAUUGUAAUUAGUAAAUCACAAGGCGCUUGUUCGUCUU